Molecule: messenger RNA, 931 nt
Organism: Chrysoperla carnea
Lineage: Eukaryota; Metazoa; Arthropoda; Insecta; Neuroptera; Chrysopidae
Product: peroxynitrite isomerase THAP4-like
Exons: 3
Coding region: 1-855 (284 amino acids)
Molecular function (GO): sequence-specific DNA binding
Source: RefSeq, a predicted model, not a curated record
AUGCCAGCUUCGAGAAAAAAUUGUUGCAUUCUUGGAUGUAAUAAUACAUCACGUCAAAAACGUGGAUUCGGUGUGGGAGUGAAAUUUUAUAAAUUUCCAGAGAGCGUGUUAGGAGCCCCAUGGAAAAUAGUAAAACGUAAACAGUGGAUGAAUGCAGUGAAAAAUUACGUAGAAAAUCCAAAAGACUGGGUACCAAAUAAAUAUACGAGGAUUUGUAGUACCCAUUUUGUUAACGGUGGAAAGUCAGAAAAUCCAUUACAUCCGUCGUAUAUACCAACAAUUUUUCCUGAUGAAGAAAUAACGUCCUCUCCUGUAAAACACAUGGCCAGAAAAUCUGCACACAAAAUUCGAACGGAUUUUGAUCAAGCGACAAUAGAUAUUGAUAAACUUGAUGAUUCCACGACAAGUUCGCCAGAACCAAAUAGGAAACGAAUUAGAAUAUCAAAAAAACAAACUGAUACUGGAGCACCUAGUAGCAGCUCUUCAAUAGAUGGAUGGACCGUUUUAUCGGACACAGACAUCAAUGCCAGCACUCAAGAAAUACAUAAUGAAAAAUAUGAUUCACAAAGUGAAGAGACAAAAUUACAUUUAGCUGAAUUUCGUAUAGCUCAAUAUCAAAUGGCUGUUGAACAUUUACAAAGUCGUUUAGAAGCAAGUCUUACAGAAUUAACAGAGCUAAAAGAAAAACACUUUAAAGAUGUCGAAUACUAUAAAGAAGAAAUUAAUUCACGGGAUCGUAAAAUAGCACAACUUGAAAAUGAAAAUCGUGCGUUAAUAGAUAGUUUAUCGAAAAACAUUGUUAAAAUUGAAGAUGGUGUACAAAAUGUGGAGGACGAAAAUAUAUUUGGAUAUUAAAGUAGUCCGGCUGUUGCAAGUACGGUGAAUGUUCAAAAUUCCUUUAUUACAAUAAACACAGUUUUGGAGCCUCUUG